GCUCCACCCCAUGCGCCUUCUUUCCUGCGCCAAGCACUUCACGCUUAGUCCCCAUCCCGGCGGUCUUUGCGUGAACAAAAUGGCAGCCACCGUGCUGCGGAGAGUGUCUUGCCUAUCCAGGGCUUUAGGAUGGUGGUCUCCGCAGCCAGUCUUGGUGACUCAGUCCACAGCUGUAAUUCCAGUGAGAACUAAAAAACGUUUCACACCCCCUACUUAUGAACCUAAAUUCAAAUCAGAAAAGGAGUUUGUAGAACAUGCCCGGAAAGCAGGACUGGUCAUUCCUCCGGAACGUCUGGAGCGUCCCAUACAUCUGGCCUGUACAGCUGGUAUCUUUGAUGCCUAUGUUCCUCCAGAGGGUGAUGCUCGAGUGUCGUCUCUUUCAAAGGAAGGACUGGCACGGAGAGCUGAGCGAUUGAAGAAGAAUGUGGCAUCACAAUUGUCAAUCCGGAGGAUAAGAGAAUGUGAUGCUAAUUUUAAAAUAAAGGACUUCCCUGAAAAAGCUAAAGAUAUCUUCAUUGAAGCUCACCUUUGUCUAAACAACUCAGACCAUGACCGGCUUCAUACCUUGGUAACUGAAAACUGUUUUCCGGACAUGGUCUGGGACAUCAAAUAUAAGACCGUCCGCUGGAGCUUCGUAGAAUCUUUAGAGCCACCUCAGGUGGUUCAGGUUCGCUGUUCAAAUCUGCUGAACCAGGGCAACAUGUAUGGCCAGAUCACUGUCCGCAUGCACACCCGGCAGACUCUGGCCAUCUAUGACCGGUUUGGCCGAUUGAUGUACGGACAGGAAGAUGUGCCCAAGGAUGUCCUGGAGUAUGUUGUCUUUGAAAAGCACCUGGUAAACCCCUAUGGGAGCUGGAGAAUGCAUGGCAAGAUUGUCCCCCCAUGGGCACCCCCUAAGCAGCCCAUCCUUAAGACCGUGAUGAUCCCUGGUCCCCAGCUGAAACCCUGGGAAGACUAUGAAGAGCCACAAGGAGAGGCCCAUAAGCCUCAGCUAGCCUGAUGGCAAAAAUGACUCCUGGGGUGAAGCAUGGGUGAUGAGGUGGCUGGAAGCUGUGAAGUCUGGGAGUCUGAGCGCUGUAAAGUCAUCUAUCUCCAUCACGCUGUAGAAGGAACUACCUUUGUUCUCUCCUGUCCUGCUUGGGUCUUUUCAGCAGUCUCAUCUUUAAUAACCACAGCUGAUGGCUGGGCCCAGGUGGGUGGCUGCUGUGCACAGCCAUAGACCCACUUUUAGAAGAAAUUUUAUAUCUAGCCUCUGAGUGUAGAUGAAAGACGGUAUGUUACAGAGAACAUCUGAUAGCGGUUUUUCCUAUAGCAGGACUGUCAGGAGCAAAUUGGCGGAAUUUUCUUUCUAAUCGCCGGGCAGCGAUCAGAGUUUGAAAUAAAACACUAUCAGGGUGUUGGACAAAU
Molecule: messenger RNA, 1407 nt
Organism: Ceratotherium simum simum (southern white rhinoceros)
Lineage: Eukaryota; Metazoa; Chordata; Mammalia; Perissodactyla; Rhinocerotidae
Gene: MRPL45
Product: mitochondrial ribosomal protein L45
Cellular component (GO): mitochondrion
Source: RefSeq, a predicted model, not a curated record